This is a messenger RNA of Ostreococcus lucimarinus CCE9901, 1518 nucleotides long. RefSeq lists its product with no specific name. The transcript is spliced from 2 exons. NCBI's taxonomy places the organism in Eukaryota, Viridiplantae, Chlorophyta, Mamiellophyceae, Mamiellales, Bathycoccaceae. The record is from RefSeq and is a predicted model, not a curated record. The coding region runs from base 1 to 1518 and encodes 505 amino acids.
AUGACGGAUAGCGCAGUCAUUCUCCAUCGCGUCGCUCUGAACGCGGCGUUCAUCGCCGUCGGCUACGCGCUGCGCGCGCUGAAAAUACUUACCCUCGAAGAUGGCAAAACCGUCUUUCGCUUUGCCACGAACGUGACGCUUCCAGCGCUGUUACUGUACGUCAUGACGCGCGCGAGCGCGGUGGGCGCGUCCAGUGGAUUGAGUGCGACCGUAUCCACGGUGAGCGCGAUCAUUCCCGCGUGCUCGUUGCUCGUGGGCGUGGGAUGUUCGUUCGGGGCGUACCUCGCGUAUCGCAAGUCGCCGGCGCGCGCGAGAGGGUUAGCCGUCGGGAGCGCGACGGGGGUGAAUUUAGGAAUGUUUGCGUACCCGUUCGUGGAAGCGAUAUGGGGGGUGCCUGGUCUGGCGCUAUGCGCGAUGUGGGACGCUCCGAACGCGGUGGUGGUGUUCGGCGCGGCGAAGGCUAUUUUCGCCGCCGAGCAAAAGCACGGCGACGCGUCUCGAGCCGUGCACGACGACGGCGGGAUUUACGACGGGGAGUGGUUAGAUAAGAAAAAGCACGGGUACGGGUGUUACAAGUACCCGAGCGGGGCGACGUACGAAGGGCAGUGGAAGAAUAACGUCAAGGAUGGCUUGGGGGUGUACACGUACGGCAAGGGCGGUUCGUACGCCGGCGAGUUCAAGCGCGGUCGGUUCGACGGGACGGGGAUUCGCGUGCUGCGCACGGGCGCUGUCAAGGCGGGAUUAUGGGAAGACAACGAGUUUGUCGAGGCUACGACGGUAAAGGAUUGCGAAGGGACGAUUGCGGCGACGAACGCGGCGGUAUCGACGGCUCGCAAAGCCGCCGAGGCGAGCAACCUCACGAUGAAGGAUUUAUUUUGGAAGGUGGCGAAAUUUCCACCGGUGAUCGCGGUGACAUUGGCCAGUAUGAUGAACUUCACUGGUAUUGCACUCCCUCAGACUGCUUCGCAGCUCGUCGUGCCGCUGGCGAACGCGAAUAACCCGAUCGUGUUGCUCACGCUCGGCGUCCUUUUCAAGCCAGCGAUGGACCGAAUGCAAGUGCAAGCGGUGGCUAAAUUUAUCGGCGUGAAAUACGGUCUUGGGUUGCUAUCGGCGGCGGUAUGUACAUUAUUCAUUCCACAAAGUUUCGCGCUCGCGCGAGGCGUCAUAGCCGCGCUGUGCGUGAUGCCUGUGCCGUCCAUCGUCAUGCAAUACUCGGCCGAGCACGAAAACGACGGCCAACUUGCGGCGGCGAUUGUCUUGAGCUCGCAAGCCAUGACGCUCGUUUUGAUCUGUUGUUUCGCCGUCGUCGCGCCGUACAUCGUGAGUAUUGAUAAAUUCGUGUUUUCGGGCGCCCUUCUUGCUGGCGCCGUUGCCGUGGGCGUAGCGAGCGCCGUCGGCGUCCUGGCGUUGAAGCCGUCUCGGGUAGACAAGGCGAAGAGUCCGGGCGUGGCGCGGUCGGCGCCGCAAGCGCCUUUGCGAGCGGCUCUGAGCGGCGGUGUAAAAUUAGUAGGAUUGUGA